GAGCGCUUCCUUUUCCUCAAACGUGAGCGCGUCCAGAGAGGAUCUGUAGAAAAUGGCGAGUCUGUGCAAGAGGCAGCAAUGCACUGUCGAGAGGCGCGGCUUUCGGCAGGAACUUGACUCGUGGCGACAUAAACUCAUUCACUGUGUAGGUUUUGAGAGUAUUCUGGAGGGUCUCUUUGGUCAAGGCCUUGUAGAAGACCUCAAAUUGUUCAAAGCCUGUGAGCCUGAAGCAGUGUCUGAUUGGUCGUUUGAUGAGAACUGUCUCUUCUGCUGCCUCAAGAGGGAUAAAGUAAAGGAACAUCUUGUUGGCCUAAGCAACGAAGGGCUUGAAGAAACAGUGAAGCCGCUGCUCAACGACCAGACCAAAAUCAACAGACUAGAGCAGCAGGCUGAAGAGUUCCUCAAUGCAGUCCUUUGCAGAAAAGAUGUUCCAAGCUUCUCCGACCCGCACAUCCCCGUGGUAGCCCGGGAGAUCAUGCAGAGGAUGAUCCGCCAGUUCGCCGCCGAAUAUACCUCAAAGACCAGCACUUCUCAGGACCCCCUCCCGGACAGGCAGCCCUGCUCGGUCCAAAGCCUGCCCCGCCCGCCCUCCUACCCCCCCGUGCCCCCCUGCACCAGCCCGUCGGGCGCCCCCCCAGCCGCCGCCGCCGCCGCCGCGCACAACCAGAACCCCGUCCUCAGCAAGCUGCUCAUGGCCGACCAGGAAGCCCCCCUGGACCUCACCGUCAAGAAGCCCAAGGCCGAGCCCACGGAACAAGACGGGGUCCUUGACUUGUCUCUCAGAAAGAAGCGCUACAGCAGCCGCCCUGUCCACAGCCCGUACACGUCCCCAAGCACUCCAACAGUCAAGGGUGAGUCUUCUGAAAUACCGAUUUCAAAGGCGAAGGAGCUGCAGUCCACGUCAACGCUGGAGCAGUUCAUGGCCAAACUCUGCCUUCACCAUCAACAGCAGAUAGUGGAUGCCCUGGGCUUUCUCCAGACUGAAGUCAAGGCAUUGGCAUCGCAAGCUCCUUGCAAUAACUCGGAGAAGCAGGAAAACGCUCCUUCCGUCAUGACAUCAAGCCUUGGCACCUGUGAGAAAUCUAGCUCAGAACUAAGGCUUCCUAAUGCAUCCACUCAUGAUGCAAAAGGUAUGUCUCUAGUUAUUUCUGGUACUCCAACAACAUCAACAAGUAAGGAAGUUCCAGGGGAAGUGAUAUCGCUAAAAUCCAUUAAUCCCGACCCACCUUUAGAUCUUCACGCAUUGGGUUUGAGAAGUGCCACACCUCUAGUCAAUUCCACUCAAAAUACAGCGGACUCUGAAAACAACCGGGAUCAUGUUCCUCUCAAAAUGAAGAUAAUGAAGACCAACAAACUUGCAGAUGGGAAGAAGUUAUCAUGUGUGCUCACCACUUCUCUUCUAACGCAGACCGACACUGUUGCAGACAGGCAGGCUAAUUCCGGCUGCAACCCCUCCAACAAAUCUGUCUCUCAGAGUGCUAGACUCAGCUCCCCUGUGAAGAGGCACAGCCAGCCUGCUCACCUGAACCGAGAUGGACAGCAGGACUCUCUUGGAAAAACCAAAGACACAUCGUCCAAAUUAUUUUCCCCUCAUAAAACCUCAAAUACACAUCACACGCCAGACACCCCUCGGACUGCCAGAAAGACCAUCCGGGACUCCCCUGACCACAGGCCGAGGAACUCCGGUUCUAGGGUUGUAAUAGACCCAGACCUCGGACAUUGUGACAUUGUGUAUAUCAACAAACCGAUUACAGAGUGUUUGAGGGAACAGCAUGGACACUUACCACCAAGGCGCAAUGCAAGGAAAAGCACCAGGGGGCACAUGUACGUGGAGGAGAUGUGGGAGCUUAAAACGGUCCGCACUUUGGCUGGACGGAAUGGAAGGAGAAGCUGUCCUAACCCAAUGCCCGAGAUCGUCACGUCGGUAACCCCGAAGCAGGCGCUCACCAAGCCGGAUGGGGUACCGCCCGUAGAUAUGAUCUUUGUCGGAAGUGGGGGGGAAACUUGUCAACAAAUGCCCACUGAGCAGUCUAACGUGAGAGAGAUGCCAGAGACGGGACAUACGGAGGUAGGGGCAGCUCAAUUGGAUCUUGUAGUUGAAACCAGUCUGACGGAUCAGAGAAAAAUAAAUGAACCGGCAGCUUCUCAAUCUCCUUUGACUGCCUCAACAGAGAAUGGCGAUAAGGAAGCUGCCGAUGUAGUACAAGAGGCAAAUUCAAUGCAUGCCACAGAAAGUGACCUCUCAAAAGAAAAGGCCCUCCCAAAAGAAAGUCAACUUCCAGAAGAGAGUGACCUACCAGAAGAAGGUGACCAUGAAGAAUUUGACUUACCUGAAGACAUUGACUUAGCGGAAGUUCAAAUGCUACCUAAACCAGUUGAAGAACUACAGAUGGUGAAUGAGGUCUUAAAUAAAUUGACUGAACAACAAAUACCAGAAUGCACAAUGGGUGAAGACGCAGAGCCAGUACUUUCAGAAAGUAUUUUGUCAGAGCAGCAACAAAUUGACACUUUGCCAUCAGUAGCUGAAGCCGAUGAGGAAGAGGUCAGGGAGAGUAGUGGGAACAUAGAGGGUGAGCAAACUCUGGAGCCAAAGCUAGAGGCAACAAAGCUUUCAGACAAUUUAGUUGCAGGACUUAAUUCUACAGCUGCUCCUGCAGAGAAAAUCUCCAAGGAGCAGCAGAGAAAGGUAAUUGCACAGAUUAAAAGUGAUGUAAAACAUUCAGUAUCAGGGGAUGAAGAUGAGGAAUAUGAUGUUUCCACAAAGUCACUACAGUCGCUGUUGAAAGAAUUGCCCCCUUGGCGCAGAAAAAAAGGGGCUGUGAUUCCUCUGCCAAAAAGGGUAAAAGAAACUCAGGGCGUUAUUGUAGGCUACGUAAAUGGACGGCCCAUAGCGGCUUCUGAUAGAAGUUUGCGACGGAGAUCAAGUUCUGCUCCGCCAACACCUACCAAAGCCACGGAAACACCAAGUCCUUCUGUUUCAGAACACAGUCCUCGGGCUAAACAUAUUCCGGAGACUAUCGCAGCUAUAACUUCAGAGGAUAGCUCUGUCGUUCCACAAGAGACGGAACAAGUUCCUGCAGUUCCGCUGACCCCAGUUAAACGUUAUAAACGGCUUUCAAAGUUUGCCAUAAAACGGCGCAAGAGGAGAUCAAAGGCCAAGGUCGAGCAUGAACAACAACAAACCGACGUUCCGGUUGUCCCUGAAAAUGCUCCUGACCAUCUUGCUGAUGAACCCGUUGGUAUCCCUGAACACACUCCAUCUCAACUGCCUCUCUGCUCAGCAAAUCAGCCACCUGAAACGACUGAAUCGCCGAUCACUCAAAGUGCUGUAACGUCUUCCUCGCCAACCCCAAGCUCUCCUGAUUCUAUUCGAUCUGCAGAUGUUGUCCAACCUCUCCCCGAGCUCCCUGACACCUCUGCUUCAUCUCCUUCGGUUGUGUCUCCUCCUUCACCCAUGGGCUCGGCCCUCCCUGUAGCUUCUGAACAAUCCCAAAAGUGUACUGAUUCUGAAAGUCCUGUUGAAUCGAGUAUUGCUUGUGGCGACUCGGCUGCAACAAGUGCUGAGGAAAUUCAAGAAACAACGAUGGAAAAUGUGUUACUGACCAAACAGAAGGAACCUAGAUCUGAGGAGGUUGUAGAUGGUAAGGCUGAGAAACCGAAUGUUUGCCAUCUGGUCUCCAGUCUAUUAGAAAGUCAGAGUGGCAUUAGCGAGGACCUUCAAAUGCAGACUAUUCCCUUGGCAAUUGAGAAGACUUUACAAAAAGAUGAAGCGGGUGAAUCUGAGGAAAAGCCUAACGGAUGUUUGUUAGUGGAUGAACCCUCCCUUGAGGAUUCCAACACCCCCUCAGUGGUAGAGAAGCCAGCAAGGAUGCCAUUAAGAAAUGAGAGUAGUAAGGCUGAAACGUCCAACCAGUCUUUAAGUCCACAGCCAGCUGAAGACCGGAAACUAGCUUUAAGAUCGCAAAGAACGGCCACAGCUUCCACCAGUGCUAUUGGCGUGGGAGGAAGACAAAAACAAAGGGCAUCUCCUAUUAGAAGGAAGUCAAUGAUGAUGUCAGGUAGCUUGCUGCAGCCAGGUCCAGAAACCCCUUUUGUUUUGCAACCUCGCGAUCCCCCUAAACAAGCUGUCCACAAACUCUUUGAGACUCUUAAUGGGGAAGAUAACCAUCACAUAAUUAACAACUUGAAUAUCAAGUUUGACCGGAUGCAGAAAGGAUGGAUCCAAAUGGACAAGGAGGGACAGCCAGCAACAAAAUAUAGAAAUAGAUCGGACAGACAGGCAGCUAUUUGGAAAAGUAAACGUAGGACAAGAAAACCAAAAUCUUCUGAGCAGCAUAAAUACUCACCGGUACAGAUGCUUUUCAUGAAAAACUUUAAUCUUACCAGUAUUUGUCAAUGGUACCUUGAGUCAACAGAGACCAAGUCUCUCGUCAUCAUUAAAAAGAUUAAUACACGUCUUCCAUCUGAAACCCAGCUCUGCUUCCACAGUUCCUGCACAAGUUCCUCCCAAGGAGUGUUCCCAAGCCUGCAGGCGGAGCGUCUGAAGAAACAUCUGAAGAAGUUUGCCAUUGCCUCCCCGAUAAAGAACAAUGCCAAGGGCCAAAAGCUCAUUGCCAAGGCCCUGGAGCAAGAGUCAAUCCGAGCUAAAGAUAGGAAAGAACUACCCACUGCAAACCAGGCUCUAACUAGGCCAUUCUCCGCAUCUGCCAAAGUGCAGGUGCAGAUAGCUGAACCCCAUAAAGUUUCAGGUAAAUCCAAGAACCCAACUAGUGCAAGGAUUUUGCGAAAAUAUUCUAAUAUCAGGGAGAAAAUGCAGGUACAGCAAACUAGUAUUGGGCUAAAAGAGGCAACCAAAAGCUUAAAAUGCAGUACAUUGAAAAUGUUGACCCCAGCACAAUCUGACCCCAAGCCUGAUCUUAAAUCACCUCUCAAGAAACAGAAAUUGACCCUGCCUGAAGCUGCUCAAACAAGAGUGUAUAAGCCAACCGCUAGUAAUGCCAAGGCAAAUCCUGGUAGGAAAUCUACUGAAAAGCCCAGUGCCCCCGAGAGAACCGCCAAGAAUUCGGCCAGCAGUAGAGCACCAAGGGAUCCGGCGAAAGAAACCGUUUCACCACAAAGAUGUUCUCAAAGGCUAGGAAGCCCUAAAACAACAUCUACAAGCAAAGUUAACUCGAACAAAAAACAGUUGGAAACAAAGAAAAAAGAUGUGGAAAAGUCUCCUUUGGCUAAGCAAAGUAGUUCAAAAUCCCAGACAAAGGAGCCUGCACCAAAAGGUGUUUCAGAAGGUGAAACUGUUGAGGCUGUGGUCGAAACUCCACAGCAAAUGGACUUGAAGCCUCCAGUCUCCCCUGAUCAGGUCUUGACAAGGUCCCAGAGAAAGAUGGAUGCUAUAAACGUGAGCCCCGCUUUGGAUAAUCCAUCAAAGUCAAGAAAAGGUCGGCCGCCUGCAUCCGUUUCCAAGAAUAAUACAGAUGCCGUGGUUACAAGGAGAGGCACUCUAAAAUCAGUUGGUAAAAAAGGUAUUGUGACUUCACCAUCACGCAGUGUAAGAAAAGCCACAAAAAGAUCCUCUGAAACUUUGGAGACCCCUGUGAAGCGCACAAGGAUGUCCGCUAAAAUAAAAGACUGUACCCCCUAACCCAUUCAUCCCCCAAAAAGUAUCUGCUAUUUUGUGUAAUAUAAUCCAACUUGUAAGAAGACACACGUUUCAGAAGAAGAAAAUGCAGAUAUCUUAAGAUAUUUCAGGAUGAAAGUGUCACUGUAUAUAUUUGAGGAUUCAAGGGUUUCACUUUGGUUUUUCAACACGUGUGUGGCUGGAGACCCCCCCCCCCCCCCCCCUGCGUGUUUAGCAAGCUAGUGUAGACAAAGCUUCCAGGUCUGUUAUUAAGGCUGAGCAAGGUGCUGGACUAUGGUAUGUCCGUGGGUUUGUGUUCACUGAGUGUUCACAGUGCAUCGGAUACAUGUUUCAACUCAAAAUACUUUAGCAGUUAAGUUCCACUAACCUGGCCUCCCUGGCCUGUCCGGUAAUCAGAGCUUCGUGAAUAUGUGACUUUUGUGGUCUGGUGCCUUAUUUAUAAAAACAAAACCUUGUUUGUGAUCGAAUUUUUUGCUGUGAAAACUUGUUUUUCGGACGAUUGCACAGUGUCCCGUUGUCGGAGAGGGGGUUGAAUCAUGAGUAAGAUUCCUUUCAUUUGUGCAUAGAGUUGCUUUUCUACGCCUGCAUAGUGUACAGUAUACGCCACCUCAUGCAUAAUAUGUAAUUUAAUUUGUCCAUUGAAGCAUUGGGAUUUAUGCGAUCAUUCUUUGUGUGUUUUUAUUAAGCUUCUCAUGUCCCCCAAAGCAUUAACAUCAUUAUCCUUCUUAUUGUGACUUGUAGAUUAUGAAGCAGACACUGGUCUGGUAAACAUCGAAGCAGGCUGGCUUCUAAGCAGGCAUUCUCUCUAACUUAAUUUAUGUUUGCUUAUUGAUAAAUGUACAUUUGGUUAUGCUUUUUGGGCUUUUUUAAAAUGGUGUUUAUGGUUGAUUUUAAUUAUCCAUUAUUUUCAUACUACCAUCCUCAUCGGAGAAUGUUAUAAAAUCAUCUUCCCAUCUAGGAAAGAGUUCUCAGAACUUUUUGUUGAAUCUUGUUUUUGUUGUUGAACGGAACCCCUGAAAGAUUAUACAUGUACAUUACAGUCACAAUGACUGAUCAUCUGGUCUUUUGGACAGUGGAUGAUUCACUAAUGGUUUGGAUAAUUCUAUAGAAAAUGUGUACGGCACGUCAAAAGCAGAGCAGAUACUCAUAAUAUUGGAUGGCCAUUUUGGUUCUGAAGUUCAACCGAUACUUGGUUAUGUUUCUCUCCUUGCACUGUGUCCAUGAAUCACCAUCAUUAUGGACACAUAUUUUCUGCGUGUGAUCAUGGCACAGUCCUCAAUCAUACAACCCAGUAUGCCUCAAUACUUUUGACUUUUAAAAAAAAAAUCUUGCUGACUUGCUGGCAGACGUCUCAUAAUGUGAAGUUUCUGUACUUCUGCAAUAGUCAUUUACAUUGGUGUAUGAUCAGAGGAAAAAAACGACACAACUUUUUAGCACAGUGUUAUUUUUAUUAUGGUCAUUUCUUGGAGGAAAUAAGCAUUUGUAAAUGUAGAACCUUUAAUUUUUGUUUUAUUGUUAUUUAAGUAACACUGAUCUAGGCAGAUGCAUCCCGUAGAUUCCCCAACAGUCAACCAAAUAGAUAACUUGAACAUGUUUUAUUCUUUACAGCUGUUAUUUAUAGAUCUGGAUUUUGUAUAUAUCAGAAAGAAAUGGCAAUGCUUUAUUUGUGUUUGCACCAAGAAUGAUACAUAUUUUAUGUUAAAACUGUAUUUUUGCUGGAUUUCAUAUAAAGAUUUUGAAUUUU
Messenger RNA from Gadus macrocephalus (Pacific cod), 7379 nucleotides. RefSeq names its product ligand-dependent corepressor. Lineage: Eukaryota; Metazoa; Chordata; Actinopteri; Gadiformes; Gadidae. Gene Ontology annotation, cellular component: nucleus. Gene Ontology annotation, molecular function: DNA binding. The transcript is spliced from 7 exons. Bases 53 to 5638 code for a protein of 1861 amino acids. The record is from RefSeq and is a predicted model, not a curated record. Gene Ontology annotation, biological process: regulation of transcription by RNA polymerase II.